AUGGGGAGUCUCUCUCACGCGCUCGACGGCCACAACCCCAUGCAACCACUGCGGUCGACGUCACCAUCAUCAUCAUCAUCAUCAUCACCUUCCAGCGGAGCAGCAGCCUACGUCAACAAGGUGAUACCUCUCGAGACCACGUUCACUCUCAGUGUGGGCGUGGCAUUUUUCAUCUAUGCGAAGCUGUUGCUGGCCGAGUUGCGCCUUCACUGCGCCGCCGCCCACAAGGACCCAUUCUCCGCUGCGCAGUACUUCAAUCCAGACUACUUCGGCUACGCCGCGGCGUUUCUCUUCAACGCUCUGCUGCCGAGGAAAGGCCCGACCGACGACCAACUCCUCAGCCAACUCUCCCGCUUCGUUGCCGAGCACAAUCACCACCAUGGCGCUAGUUCGUCAAGUGAACCGACGCGGCUCGACGUGGCAGAAUUCAACCGGUUCUACGUUCGACAUGUGUCUGUGCCAUCGCUCUACUUGCCGGUCGAUCCGCUGGAAGCGCUGGGCAGGUCGAUUGGCAGCGCCGUCCUCGAGCGGCUCGACGUCUACUCCCUCAUUCGCGCCGGCCAGGUGUGCCGAGCGUGGAGGGAAUUGAGUCUGCAGGACCGCUUAUGGGCUAAUGACUACUACCGCCAGCCGCCACUGCGCCAGACCAGCGCCAGCGCAACCUUGCGCCACUACCAGCCCAGCACCCACCGGGGCCGCGCCUUCCGCGACAUCUGCUAUUCGAUCUACCUCGAC
Molecule: messenger RNA, 735 nt
Organism: Acanthamoeba castellanii str. Neff
Lineage: Eukaryota; Discosea; Longamoebia; Acanthamoebidae
Product: Fbox domain containing protein
Exons: 6
Molecular function (GO): protein binding
Source: RefSeq, a predicted model, not a curated record